AUGAAGAUUCUACUCUUACUUCUUGGAGUCGUUCUGGUUUGUGACGGCCACCUACCUUUACCAGACGAGCACCUACCUUUACCGGACGGCCACCUACCUUUAUGGGACAACCUUGCAAAGCUUUCAGGAGAAUGGAACACGCUUUUGGUCGCAGCCACCAACUUUGACAAGAUAAGCAACGGCCCAUUCCACGGUUAUAUGCGCAAAGUUGAUGUGGACAUACCAAAUGGCAGAAUGGUCUUCAAGUUUUCUGUCAUGAUGAACGGACUGUGCACAGAAAAGUCUGCCGUGGGAACCAUUGGGCGUGACAAGUUUAUCAAUAUUGGUUAUGCGGGUCAAAAUAAUCUCAAGAUUCUUCAUUACACCUCACAUUCUAUCAUAGUACAUAAUGUCAACGUGGACAGCGAAGGAACCACCACAGAAAUGCUGGGAUUGCUUGGCAGAAGACUUCAUCCUGACAACCACGAUUUUGCAAAGUUCAGGGAGUUGAUGAGAGGAAACAAUAUUCCUGAAGAAAAUCUUAUAGAUAUGAGCAAAACUGAGAAGUGUCCUAAAAAUGAGAGGGGCACCAACUCGUCCUGAACACGGUAAGAAGAAUGACGUGUUAUCAGUGCCGCUAUGUCAAUUCGCUGCAUCACUGAGAACCAGGAACACGGUCUUCCCCAUGGAAUCAGGAUCAACAGCAUGAAGAGUAUGUUCCUUCUUUCUGCUUCACAUCAUUUUCUCUAUUCAUAAACAUGUUCGCCUUUCCCAUCUCGUCUCUGUCCA
Prionailurus viverrinus (fishing cat) is the source of this 768-nucleotide messenger RNA. RefSeq names its product odorant-binding protein-like. Bases 1 to 582 code for a protein of 193 amino acids. Gene Ontology annotation, molecular function: small molecule binding; odorant binding. The transcript has 7 exons. The record is from RefSeq and is a predicted model, not a curated record. NCBI's taxonomy places the organism in Eukaryota, Metazoa, Chordata, Mammalia, Carnivora, Felidae.